GUCACCUGAUUUUUCAUAAACUUUCGGAGAAACUGAAAGUGAUCCAGUCUAAUAUACAGCUUAUUCCAUCACAAGGUCCAGUUGCAGACAGCCACCACAAUGGAGAAGACCUACCAGAUCUAUGUGAUUGGGGUAGAAGGAAAAAAAAUGACAGUUGAUGUAGGGAAGUCGGAACAGGCGCUCAAUGAUAUGACUGUACCGAUGUUUAAAAAGCUACUUCUACAAAACCUUCCAGGAGAUUCACAACGUGCCGAGGACUUAAGGCUAUUAUUUGGCAGCAAGCAGCUAGAAGAUUCUGACAAGUUUUCUACUCACGAGAUCAAGGACAAAUCUACCCUUCUAUUGGUCCUGCGUUUGCCAGGUGGAUUGGUGAAGUGAACAGUGGGAAGAAUAUUGAAGAUGAAGGUCCAGUGAAGAGUUCCGGCUUCUUUUGUACAGAUUGGACAUUUAUCACUUGUUUUAAUCAUUGAAACAGCGAGUUUAAUAUGUAAAAUGCACCGAGAAACGCACCGCUGUGAGAAAAACCAAACACUUUCAAUUAUUUUAUUUGCUAUUGUACAACUCAUUGAUAGAAUACAAUAAAGUUAGUGCUCAUCCUUAAA
Molecule: messenger RNA, 602 nt
Organism: Polyodon spathula (Mississippi paddlefish)
Lineage: Eukaryota; Metazoa; Chordata; Actinopteri; Acipenseriformes; Polyodontidae
Exons: 2
Coding region: 100-378 (92 amino acids)
Molecular function (GO): protein binding
Source: RefSeq, a predicted model, not a curated record